Messenger RNA from Epithele typhae, 4953 nucleotides. RefSeq lists its product as uncharacterized. The coding region runs from base 1 to 4953 and encodes 1650 amino acids. The transcript is spliced from 14 exons. The record is from RefSeq and is a predicted model, not a curated record. Gene Ontology annotation, biological process: protein targeting to vacuole; macroautophagy; protein phosphorylation. Gene Ontology annotation, cellular component: late endosome; nucleus-vacuole junction; phosphatidylinositol 3-kinase complex, class III, type I. NCBI's taxonomy places the organism in Eukaryota, Fungi, Basidiomycota, Agaricomycetes, Polyporales, Epitheliaceae. Gene Ontology annotation, molecular function: ATP binding; protein serine/threonine kinase activity; protein binding.
AUGGGGAACGCACAAUCACUCACGCGCACCAGCGGCGCCCUCGACUUAUUUGUGGCUGAACUGGGUGGAGACGUAGUCUACGAGGGAAGCUUGGGUGUUGCACGCUUUCUGAAGACUGUGAAGUGUCGACACAAGAAUGGCUACCUUGUCGUCAAGAUAUUCAUCAAGCCUGACCCAGGGAUGAGCUUGCGGAAAUACCACCGCAGGCUGAAGAUUGAACGGGAGGCUCUGGUCGACAUUCCGAACGUCUACGGAUACCAAUCCUUUGUGGAGACUGACAAGGCGGGAUAUGUGGUCAGACAAUGGGUGGCGAGCAACCUUUACGACAGGAUUAGUACCCGUCCCUUCUUGAGCAUGGUGGAGAAGAAAUGGAUCGCCUUCCAGAUCCUGAACGGCCUCCGCGACGCGCGCAACCGCAAGGUCUCGCACGGGGACAUCAAGUCCGAAAACAUCCUCGUCACUUCGUGGAACUGGGUCUACGUCUCCGACUUCGCGUCCUACAAGCCGACGUACCUCCCCCUCGACGACCCUUCCGACUUCGCGUUCUACUUCGACACGUCUGGGCGCCGCUCAUGCUACAUCGCCCCCGAACGUUUCUACACCGCCAGCGAGAACCCGGAGAUCAGCGCGAAGAAGUCGAAACUCGCGCAGGAGGACGGUGAGGGGAAGCGGGACGGGAAGGUCACGGAGGCGAUGGACUGCUUCAGCGCGGGCUGCGUGCUAGCGGAGCUGUUCUUGGAGGGCAAGCCGCUCUUCACGCUGAGCGAGCUCUUCAAGUACCGAGAGGGGGAGCUGAAGGUUGAGCCGCAGCUGGCUGGGGUUGAGGAUGAUGGUGUCCAGAAUCUCAUCCUGCAAAUGAUAUCCAUUGACCCUUCGUCAAGACCUACCUUCGACACGCUCCUGCACACCUCACGAGGCACUGUCUUCCCCGAGUGCUUCUACUCCUUCCUCCACAACUACGUUUCCUCCGUCAACGAGGUCAAUAUCCCCUUCCUCUUCUCUACCGCCACUCCGACCACCGGAAUCCCGCCGGUCAUCGUUUCUGCACACAAAGCUUCCAAUGCAGGGGUCUCUUCCAAUAAUCCUCUGAACAGCGACUCCCCAAGUGAUCCAUUCCCUAGCGAUUCUGACCACCGGAUGGAGCGGAUAUGGGCCGACUACGAAAGUGUCGAGCCGUACAUUGUCAACGAAGCGGUAGAGGAGACGGUGAUGGACGUCAAGGUUGACUACACCCCUCAGUUCGUCGCCUCGAGACCGUUACACGACAUCCUCCCGAUCGAGCUGAAUAUCCCCAACCGCGAAAGCAAGCUCCACAGCGCCUGGUCUGCCGGGAAGCGGGCAGCGGCUGAAGACGGCCCUGCGCUGAUAAUCCUGGCCUUGAUUUGCGCGAACAUCCGAAAUUGUUACCUACCAAGCUCGAAGGUCCGCGCAUUGGACGUUUUCCUCGCGCUUUCCUCGCACCUCACGGACGAAGCCAAGCUCGACCGGAUGGUUCCUUACAUUGUCGACCUGCUGCACGACGACGCGGCGAUCGUGCGCGCAGCCGCGCUCCGCACGCUCAUGCAGGUUCUCAUGCUCGUCACCGUCAUCACCCCGUCCAAUGCUGCGAUAUUCCCGGAGUACAUCAUCCCUGCGAUCGCUCACCUUGUGCGAGAUCCCGACGUGCUCGUGCGGUGCAUGUAUGCGCAACUCGUCGUGCCGCUCGCGGAUACGGCAGUGCGGUACUUGGAGAUGGGCCAGGCACUCAAAGCGCACGGGACGUACAAGGUGUCCCCGGACACCCAGGAAUACGAUGAAGCGCAUUUCGAGGUGUCCUAUGAUGCGAGCAUGAACGACCUGCAGAACAACAUCCAAGAGCAUCUCGCAGCGCUCCUCGUGGACCAUUCCAGUGUGGUCAAGCGCGCCGUCCUCCACAACAUCUCGUCAUUGUGUAUCUUCCUAGGCAGGCAGCGGACGAACGACGUGCUCCUCAGCCACAUGAUCACGUAUCUGAACGACCGGGAUUGGAUGCUGCGCUAUACGUUUUUCGACAGCAUCAUCGAUGUCGCCGCGUGCACCGGAGGCCCCAGCGUGGAAGAGUACAUCCUUCCCCUCAUGAUUCAGGCGCUCUCAGACGUGGAGGAAACGGUGGUGGCGAAGGUGCUAUCAUCGCUCACGAACCUGUGCGAGCUGCAGCUAUUCCAGAAGAUGCGCAUCUGGGAACUCAUGAGUGCCACGCUCGGCUUCUUGUACCAUCCGAAUGUCUGGAUCCGGGAAGGUGCUGCGGCCUUUAUCGCGUCGGCGGCGAAGCAUCUUCCGCCGAGCGACGUGUGGUGCAUCCUGUACCCAUCCCUGAAGCAUUUCCUGCGCUCGGAUGUGCGGGAUGUGGACGAGAGGAACCUCCUUACAGCGAUGAAGCGUCCGUUGUCACGUCAAAUAUUCGACGCCGCAGUGCAGUGGGCGAUGAAGGCGGACAAGACGCAGUUCUGGAGAUCGGCUCGGACGACGAAGGUGGAGUCACCUCGGGAGAGCAUGGCCAGCGUGCGCCAGGCUGGGAGUGCGGCCGCGCGGGCGCGAUCGGAAGAGGACGAAGCGCAGCUCACGAAGCUGCAGCAGCUGGGCAUGACGUCCACGGAAGAGGCCAAGCUCAUGUCGAUGCGCGAUUACACGUUGAAGCUGGCGCGUGCGAUAUCCAGCUUCGCCUCCCGGGUCAGCGUCGAGGUCGAGUCAGAUGCGCUCAAAGUCACGAGCACGAUCGAGCUGCAGAAGCUGGGCGUCGUGCCGCAAACAGUGUUCCUGCGGACGCCCGAGUCAGACGGCCGGUCCACGCGCGUGUCCUCGCGUCUCAACGCCGAGCUCGGCCUGCGCUCUCCAGGGACCCCUCGCACGCACCGCACGCUCAGCAUCGACCACGGCCCUGCCUCGAGCGGUGCCCCCUUCGAGGACCUUAGGCGGCGACUGGCGAUCAUCAAUGGGUUUGCGACCAGCCUCGCUGUCCCAGGAUCGCGGGAACCGCGCAGCCCGCUACCACACCCCCUAUCCAUCGACACGACCGCAAUGGUACCGACGGUUCCUGAAGAGCUGCCGCAGGCCGUGGAACGACCGAGCAGUCCGGCGGAGUCAACGGUGUCCACCGCCAAUUCCUCCGCCUUCCGCGCGAUGCACCGGUUCCCCAUUGGCGGGGACGGACAGAAGGCGGCGCCGGCGGUCGGGUCCUCUAAAGCAAGCGCGAUCGGGGUGCUGGAGGCGCAUGCGCAGAUGCUCUCCGAGGGCUCGCAGUCACCGUCGGGGCGGUCCUCACCGGUGUCCGUCGCGGGUACUGUGCGCGGCGGGCAGGAUCGGCCGCGGUUGCCGUCAAUCGCCCCGAUUUCCAGCUACGACGGGCAGGAGCCCGGCAUCAGCAACCUCCUCGAACACCUCUACCUUGACAACAACCGCGACCUGCAGAACGACUUUGGCCCGCGCGUGCACGAGGGGCCCGUGCGACGACGGAACGCAGCGCGGCACAGCUUCCUCCCGCGGGACAGCACCGCGCGCAGGCUGGAAGUGUCGCUCGUCGCGCACUUCAACUCGCACGCGGAUGCGGUGACGGGGAUCGCGGUCGCGCCGGACCACAUGUUCUUCGUGUCCGCGUCGGACGACAAGACGGUGAAGGUGUGGGACACGGCGCGGCUGGAGCGCAACGUGACGAGCAAGCCGCGGCACACGUACAACCAGCACCACGCGCGCGUCAAAUGCGUGUGCAUGCUCGAGGGCGCGCAUUGCUUUGCGAGCGCGGCGGACGACGGGAGCCUCCACGUCGUGCGCGUGCAUGUUGCGCAGAGCGGGACGCUGCCCAAGUAUAGCAAGCUGCAGGUCGUGCGCGAGCAUCGGACGGACACGCCGGGAGAGUACAUCACGAGCAUGGUGCACUACUCUACUGAAACGGCGUCCAACCUGAUAUAUGCAACGACGCACUCCGUCAUCACUAUCCUCGAUCUCCGCACGAUGCGCCCCCUGCAGCGGAUGGAGAACGCGCGGCACCACGGGCCCAUCACCUGUAUCUGCCUUGACCGCAAGCGGACGUGGGUCAUUGUUGGAACCUCCACCGGCGUGCUCUCCCUCUGGGACAUCCGCUUCGGGAUCCUCGUCAAGAGCUGGCGCGUCGGCGUCGCGCUCAAGGGCCGCUUCGGGCGCGUGCACCAGUGCGUCGUCCACCCGACCAAGGGCAAAGGAAAGUGGGUCGUCGUCGCGGUCGAGACGCCCAAGGCGGCGUCGGACAUCGCCUCCCACACGCUCCUCGAGGUCUGGGACGUCGAGAAGUCGGCGCUCGUCGAAGCCUUCUCGACGCGCGCGGUCGUCAACCCGUCCGACGCUGCGGAAGAGCCGCGUGAGGUUGCCGUCGGGGAGGCGGAGGUCAGCCCCGCUGCGGCGAUCGCUGCGCUCGUGCGUGCGCGGCAGGAGGGCGGCGCUGCGGACGCGGCGAUGUUCGCCGAGGCGGCGAUGCCGCCGUUCCCGGAUGUGCGCGCCGUCGUGACCGGAUCCGAGUUCGGGGGGCACACGGUCGUGCACCGGUCGCACGUCGCAGACGUCGAGAGCAAGUCGGGUCGCUCGUCGGGACGCGGGUUCGUCAUCACUGGGUCCGAGGACUGCAAACUCCGCUACUGGGACCUCGGGCGGCCGGAGAAGUCCGUGAUCCUCAGCGGCGUAGAUGCGGAGGGUGAGAAGCCGACCUAUAGCUCGAUCCGUGCGCCUGGAGGCACCGCGUCUUCGCACAUCGAGACGUGGGUCACCGCGCAGGCUGGAAGCCAACACAGCCGUCCACCACAACGGCUGUCGCUCAUCAACCACAACCAGCAGAAUCUGCUCAAGGGCCACCAGGACACGAUUACCGCGCUCGCGUGCAUCGACUCGCCGUUCCGCGGCGGCCUGGUCAGUGGUGAUCGCGCAGGGGUAAUCAAGGUGUGGAGGGUGGAGGCGUUCGAGCAGUCGUGA